AUGCCGGCCAUCAAGAAGCAGCGCGUAGCUGCCUCCGGGACGGCCGCGGACGCUAUCUCCAUUUCCUCCUCCUCUUCACCCUCCAUCAUCUCCAUGGGGUCAAGCACGAGCUCCAACUCCCAGCCGCAGCCCAGACGGUCUGCACGUAUCAGUGUGAGCGUGGCUUCUUAUUCAGAAGAACCGGUCAUUUUUGCUGGUGCUGGUCCGAGCGCAGGUACAGCUGCAGCGACUGCUCCCAAGCCCAAAAAGGUUGCCAAAUCUACCAAAAGUCGCGCUGCACCCGUCGUUCUCAUUCCUAAAUCAGCUCCCUCCGCAGCCAAAGGAAAAGGCAAAGGCAAAGCCCAAGCGGUUGACGUGGACGCGUACGAUAUCGACUUGGUGGAGGACGACGCGUUCGCCAUGGCUCUUGAGUUUGCAAGUCCUGCUCCGGAAUCUCGAGCACCGGUACCCGGUCACGGCAAGCAAAACGGGUCUGCCGGUCUGCUAGCUGCCCACGAGGAGGAUGAAGACGUGAUCAUCCUGCCGUCCUCGCAGAUGCUGAUGCCGUCGUCACAGAUGCUGGGGACGUCUUCGCAAGGGACGGGACGGAGUGUAUGGAUGGCGGAUGUACGGGCGUGCGAGAAGAUGAGCGAGGAGGAUGGGGUCUGGGUCGUGGAGGGAUACGCGGGUAUGGAGGCUGUCAUUUCGAAUUUGGUCAUGGACGAAGUGGAGACUUCUACGGCCUUCACGUUGUCGUUCGAAGAUAUGGAUGGCUCGAGUUUCCUAUAUGGCCUGAACAUCGUCUUUGACGACCUCCCCAACUACCCCAUGUCCUACGAGACCUCCAUCUCCCUAACCACCCCCAGCCCGGCGCGGCGCGCCCACACGCGCGCCUUUGAGCGCUUCUCCUCCGCCUUCGACCUCUCCGUCAAGGACCUCAUCACCCGCCUGGUGUCCGCAUUGCAAGGGGACGAUAAUGCCAACGGGGGCACCGCGGAGGAUAUCGAGGAUAUCGCGAUGGGGAUGGGAGGGGAUGGGGACGAUGAUAUGUUUGGGGAUGGGCCGGUAGUGCAGGUGGGGAGAGGGUUUGAGGUGGCUAGGGGGAGUCAGGCGGAUUUGGGGCGGGAUUGGGGGAAGGUCAAAGUGGACUUUACGCAGGCCAAAAGUAUGGGCUAUCGGCCUGGAUUGACCCGGAUUUCGGACUACUGGGUUGUAUCAUACUCUAUCCCCCUGAAGAGCAUGGCUAUCGACCCGAACGAGCUAGCUAUCUGGGAUGAUGAUCUCGCAGACGCAUGUGCGGACGAUCAGCGGUUUACCCUGCUCAUGCGGGUGGAUGGGUAUGGCGCAAGUUAUACGGAUACGAAGUGGUCACUUGCUCUGGACAAGAACUACAAACCCUCCGAAGAGACCAUCACCCGCCACACCCUGCAACGCCAAAGCACCUCCCUCUCCGCCCCCUCCCGCCCCUUCUUCCUCUCCGACGCGCUCGCGACCCACCUCAAGGUCUUUCCGCGAUCCUACCAACUCCGCACGUCCUACCCUCUCAACUGGGACUCGGCCGACAAGUACGGCAUGGACGACGCCCAAGUCGUCAACAUCUUCCAUAACCAGCAUAUCCCCGUCAAUGAGGGCGGGCGACCCAGCGAUCCGCGCGGUGUACCCGGAGAAGAAAAUGAUCCGAUCGAGAAGGGGAUGGAGGGAAAUUUGGGGUUGGUGGCGUUCUGGUGGUUAUGCCGGAGGUUUGUGCAGGCGACCAAGUACUGUUUGAACUGCGGAGUCAAGGUGGAGGUGGAGGGGCGGCGGCCUUAUGUGUGUGAUAAGGCGCUGUGUUUGUAUGGGAUGAUGUGCCUCGGUCUCGGGCCAUCUCUGUCGCACACCAUUCAGACCCACCCGGGGGUCGUUGAUCUCCUCCUUACAUUUGCGCACGCCGCUGCCAGUUCAGCGACUCGGAUGGAGCUGCCCCUCAAGAUCAACAUCGAAGUCCCCGCCGAAGCCGGCAUCCGCUCCGAGCCCGUCAACUUCGACACCCUCCCCGAGGUCGACCAGCGGCGCGCCCUCGUAUGGCUCAUCGAGUCCCUCCCCCGCGUGUCCGCCAUGCAGCAGCACCUCGCCCAGGGUGACCAUAUCAACAAGCUCCCUGCCUGCCCUGGCGCACUCACCGUCCUACGCUGGGCAGUCGGAUCAUGUCGUGCCUACCUGAAAGAAACGCGGCUCGGCGAAGGGGUCAUCACGGGUACGACGGCGGACCUGGCGGGGAUGCCGCAGUACCAUCACGUGGCUGUGAGCCAGAGCAAUAUCCGGCAGUUUAGCUUUGUGGUGGGGAACCCGGAACAGGAGGCUGGGUUCAGGAGGGAGAUUGAGGAGGCGAAGAAGAAUAAGAAGACCCUGGAGAAGUAUCCGACGUUGUUGGCUUUCCAUGGUUCCGGAGCGGAGAGGUGGCACAAUAUCCUCCGGACCGGUCUGGACUUCAACGAGAUCGCUUGCGGCCGGGCUUACGGGAACGGCGUCUACUUUGCCUCCGACUCCAACACCUCCAUGUCGGCCUACGCCCGCCCCUCGACCGUCCGGCGUCCUAAUGCCGACUUCGUCCUGACGCGCGCUACGGCCUUGACGGAGAUUGUCAAUGUCCCCGAGACGUUUGUCUCCCGGGCUCCCUAUUACGUCGUCAACAAGGUCAAGCAGAUCAAGCCGUUCUUGCUUCUCGUCGAGGGGAUUCUGGCGCCCCCGGAGGUAUCGGCGGUAGAGGGGCAGACCGCAGUCGGGGAUGCAGCAGCAGCAGUAGGGGGAAGUGGAGGGGAGCGGAGCGGACACAAGAUGGAGAGGAAGAGGAGCGGGAAGCUGUUUGAGCAUGAUCCGGCGCUGGCGAUCAAACCGACGUACUUUGGUCAGCCCCUGAACGUGUACAUGCCGGACAAGAUCCCUCGCCUGAAAUACAAAGACACUCAACCCGACCUUCCCUCGGACGCGGCGCUCUACGUCAACCCCGUCUCUGCCUCUCCGGCUAAGUCGAAGUCCAAGCCCAAGAAGCCGAGCUAUACGCCAUACCCCGACGAGUUCUAUACUGGGGUCACGCUCCUCCCUCCCCCUAGUGCGAACAGUACGCAGGCGACCAAGGCGCUCAUGCGCGAGUGGAAGGGGAUCAUGGGGGUGCAGAUGGGGGUUGGGGGGCUGCCUUUCUGGGUGAGGCCGGAUGGCGAUCGACUCUAUUCAUGGACUUUGGAAAUGUUCGAGUUCGACAAAGACAGCCUUCUCGCCAAAGAGAUGAAGCAGCUCAAGAUUCAGGCUGUCGUCGCCGAAGUCCGAUUCCCCGCGUCUUUCCCGGUCUCGCCACCGUUUAUGCGCAUCAUCUAUCCGAGAUGCCUGCCGUUCUUGCAAGGUGGUGGAGGUAAUAUCACGGCUGGCGGGUCUAUCUGUAAUGAGAUCUUGACUGCGACUGGAUGGAACCCUACCUACUGCGUCGAAGCGAUGGUCAGGGACAUUAUGCUCAAUAUGACCGCUGCAGAUCGCCCAGCUCGGAUCGAUAUGAUGCGCUGGCAGACGCCAUAUGGGAUUCAGGAGGCUGUAGAGGCGUAUAAGCGAGUGGCGGCGCAGCACCAAUGGGAAGUGCCCAAAGACUUCGAUAAGAUCACGAUGGCGUAG
Molecule: messenger RNA, 3618 nt
Organism: Dioszegia hungarica
Lineage: Eukaryota; Fungi; Basidiomycota; Tremellomycetes; Tremellales; Bulleribasidiaceae
Exons: 18
Coding region: 1-3618 (1205 amino acids)
Molecular function (GO): NAD+ poly-ADP-ribosyltransferase activity
Source: RefSeq, a predicted model, not a curated record